Messenger RNA from Brienomyrus brachyistius, 6450 nucleotides. It is a transcript of the gene ntrk3a, whose product is annotated as neurotrophic tyrosine kinase, receptor, type 3a. NCBI's taxonomy places the organism in Eukaryota, Metazoa, Chordata, Actinopteri, Osteoglossiformes, Mormyridae. Gene Ontology annotation, biological process: cell surface receptor protein tyrosine kinase signaling pathway; regulation of phosphatidylinositol 3-kinase/protein kinase B signal transduction; cellular response to nerve growth factor stimulus. Gene Ontology annotation, molecular function: neurotrophin receptor activity; neurotrophin binding; ATP binding. Gene Ontology annotation, cellular component: plasma membrane; signaling receptor complex; axon. The record is from RefSeq and is a predicted model, not a curated record.
UCUCCAACUUCCACCGGCGGAGCGUCUCGCCUUUGAUCGCUAAAAAGAGCCGUUUGCGGGGAACACGAGCGCUGGCAGGUGUGUCACUUUCCAUUCUGCCCAGUAGGUGGGACUUGAAGCCAGGAGCUCGCACUUCUCCUUUCCGCGUCUUUUUUUAUCUCGUUUUUUUCCCUCCCCCUGCCGCUGUUCCUGCGAGUCCUACAGCUGUGUGUGAACAGCCAAGUGCCAGGCGACUAACGGCAACAGACGACGGGGGUAAACCUAUACCAUGAGGUCGGGAGAGGAGGACGGAGCGGGAGUAUUGAUUUUGCAAGCCUUUCUGUUGUGACGGAGUAUUGUUCAACUUGUCGGCUUCUGAAAUCGGACAUUUACGGCAUUGGUAUUAAUUUGACAUACCUCCACACUGAUUAACGCUCACAUAAUCACAGGCACAGGCACGCACACACAUAUCCAAACUCGACACUAACAUCUCUACUUCUUUACUAACGCAGGACAUCAGACCCCGCUUUUAGCUCGGGAAACAUGGAUGUAUCGUUCUUUACACUCCGAAUCUGUUGGUGGAAGGUAUUAUUUCUCUUGAGCAUCUUCCAGGACUAUCUGAGCUCCAUGCUGGACUGCCCGCCGACCUGCAUUUGUUCUUCUACCGAGAUUUAUUGCAAUAAGUCUGACAAUGGGAAAUUCUUCCCUUUGCUCGCUCUGCAAGACACCGUGGGCAAUGGCAAUAACAGCAACAGCAUCCAAGAUCUGUUCAAGAACAUCACGUCCAUACACAUAGAGAACUGGACAGGCCUGCAGACGCUGAAGGACGUUGACAUGGAGCUGUACACAGGACUUCAGAGGCUGACAAUCAUGAGAUCGAACCUGCAGACGAUCCAGCCGCGAGCCUUCGCACAGAACCCCCACUUGCGUUACAUAAACCUGUCGAAAAACCCACUCACCACGCUUUCCUGGCAGCUCUUCCAGAACCUCCAGAUCUUCGAGCUGCGACUGGAGGAGGUGGUGUUUGACUGUGGCUGCACCAUCCGCUGGAUCCAGCUGUGGCAACAGAGGGGGGAGGCCGGCUUGCAGAAUCAGCACCUCUACUGCAACAGCGGUGGCUCGAAGACCCCUCUGCAGCUCAUGAACAUCUCCCAGUGUGACUUGCCUGAAAUUAGCAUGACUCACAGCAACCUGACUGUGAUUGAGGGGGACAACGUGACAUUCACCUGUAAUGGCUCGGGUGCACCUCUGCCAGAGGUGGACUGGAUGGUCAGGGAGCUGCACUCCAUAAACACACAUCAGUCGUUCGUCUAUUUGCCCAACGUGCACUCCAUCAACCUGACUCUGGUGAAUGUCAGCCGGGAUGACAACAGUUUCAUGCUGACGUGCAUCGCGGAGAACGUGGUGGGGAUGACCAACGCCUCGGUGCAGCUGGCCGUGCAGUUCCCUCCCACCAUCCUGAAGCUGGACGAACCCGAGCGGCGACACGACACCUGCAUCGAAUUCACGGUGCGUGGCUUCCCCCACCCCACCUUGCGCUGGCUCUACAAGGGCAAAGAGAUCUCGCAGAGCGACUAUGUGCGGACGGAGAUGGACAUCUUCCAGGACUACCUGGAGGGCUGCCUGACCUUCAAAGACCCCACACACCACAACAACGGCAACUACACCCUGGAGGCCACCAACUUCCUGGGCACAGCCACCAAGACCGUGUACGGGCACUUCCUAACCCCGCCCUUCCUGGGAGGAGUGCCUUACGGUGAGAUCACCACUCCCACGCCGACCAGCGUCACACACCGGCCGGACGAGGGCACGUUCGGGGUGUCCAUAGCGGUUGGCCUCGCUGGCUUCACCUGUGUGGUUCUGGUCCUUCUCUUCGUCCUCAUCAACAAAUAUGGCCGACACUCCAAAUUUGGCAUGAAAGGUCCGGUGGCGGUGAUCAGUGGGGAGGAGGAUUCGGCGAGCCCCCUCCACCACGUGAACCAUGGCAUUAUUACACCUUGCACCCUGGAUGCUGCUCCUGAUGCCGUGGUCAUUGGCAUGACCCGGAUCCCGGUCAUCGAGAACCCGCAGUACUUCAGGCAUGGGCACAACUGUAACAAGCCAGCCACCUAUGUCCAGCACAUCAAGAGGCGGGACAUCGUGUUGAAGAGGGAGCUGGGGGAGGGUGCCUUCGGGAAGGUCUUCCUGGCGGAGUGUUACAACCUGAGUCCCACUAAAGACAAGAUGCUGGUGGCAGUCAAGACGCUGAAGGACCCGACUCUGGCUGCAAGGAAGGACUUUCAGAGGGAGGCGGAGCUUCUGACCAACCUGCAGCACGAGCACAUUGUACGCUUCUACGGAGUCUGCGUUGACGGCGACCCACUCAUCAUGGUCUUUGAGUACAUGAAGCGGGACCUCAACAAGUUCCUCAGAGCCCAUGGCCCCGAUGCCUUGAUCCUGGUGGACGGGCAGCCUCUGCCCACCAGCGGGGAGCUAGGCCUUUCGCAGAUGCUGCACAUCGCCACCCAGAUUGCCGCUGGCAUGGUCUACCUUGCCUCCCAGCACUUCGUGCACCGUGACCUGGCCACCCGCAACUGCCUGGUGGGCAACGGCCUGCUGGUGAAGAUCGGCGACUUCGGCAUGUCCAGGGACAUCUACAGCACCGACUACUACCGGGUGGGCGGACACACCAUGCUGCCAAUCCGCUGGAUGCCCCCGGAGAGCAUCAUGUACAGGAAGUUCACCACGGAGAGCGACGUGUGGAGCUUCGGCGUCAUCCUCUGGGAGAUCUUCACCUACGGGAAGCAGCCGUGGUUCCAGCUGGCAAACAACGAGGUCAUCGAGUGCAUCACGCAGGGCCGCGUCCUGGAGAGACCCCGCCUCUGUCCAAAGGAGGUAUACGACGUCAUGCUGGGCUGCUGGCAGAGGGAGCCGCAGCAGCGACUGAACAUCAAGGACAUCCAGAAGAUCCUCUACGCCUUGGGGAAGGCCACGCCAGUCUACCUGGACAUCCUAGGCUAGCAGUGCCUGGGCCACCCACUCGUCCACCUGCCCGUCUCUGGCAGACAGGCCAGCACUACCCAGGAAUAACCAAACAACACAUACCUUAGUGCUCUGCUGUCACACGCCCGACAUGGGGAUGGACCUAAGUGCCUGCUACUCCUUUCCACACACUGGAUAAUGGUCUUAAAGAAAGACAAAAAAAGCACUUUUACAUUUUGUUUACGUGCAUAUAAAAAUGUACAGUUAUACUGUAUGAAGAUUGAAAUCCUUUUUUCUUAAAAAUGGCCUCCAAAAUGAACAAAACAAAUAUAAAAAAGCACCGAAAAACUGGGGAAAAAAAAGAAAACCAAUAAUUUUGCAUUUGGUACAACAACUUAACAAGAUUAAAUACCUGGGUGUUUUUUUUUCCAUUUGUUUUCAUAUCCUGUCCAAAUAGAUAUAUACUUUUUUUGUUUUUUAUUUUUAAUACGUUGUGGUUGUCUGCAGUGUCGAUCACAAAGAGUACGGCGCUUUUUGCAGAUGACUUAAUCACGUUAUUGAGUGGGACCAGUGGCAGGGACUUACUGAAGAAAGCCUUACUGCACUCUGAUUGGCUGGAUUGUGACUCUGAUGCUGGAGAUGCAUCUUGGGGGAUUUUAUUUUUCUGAAAAUAAUAAUAAUAAUAAAAAAAAAAAUCUGCGUAUUGGAGAACUGGAGAACCCUUUACCAAGAAGGACCCAACAAUCAAUACAAACAACCUAAUUUAAUAAUUUAAAUGUAUAUACUGUAAAUUCUGUGUCACAAAUUAUGUUAACUUAUUUCUUUUCCUGUUUAGGUUAUUUAGUUUGUUGUGAUGUUAUGGUGAGUUAAUCCUAGAAUUGUUUUUUUUCCUUUUUUAGUUUCUCGACUUUUUAACAUGAUCAUAGAAUGUAUGUUUCCUUCUUUUUAAUCGAGCAAGGACACCAAACGUCUCAUCGUCUGUAAUCCUAACGGAAAAGAGUAUGAACUGAGGUUGGAGAGCUGCUGAGGCGUGUCACAGAGACGCUGGUGUUUUCGAGGUCCUUUUGCUUUUUUCUCGCCGAUGUGGAGUCGGUGGGAGGCGCUUCUCUUCACUGUGUUACCCUCGGAGAGGGUAACUCUGGUGCAAGAGGCCUCUGGCCUUUCAGACUCACGGAGGAAGACGUGUAUCUGAGCAUGUCAACAGGACUGUCGAAGGCAUCCCAGGACUUAACCCUGACUGUCCGUCGCAUUUAGAGGAAGCUCAUUCGGAUGUCACGUGGUAGUACACAGUCCAUGUUCCCCACGUUCUGCAUUCCACAGUGGUCUGUGUGUCAUUGUCACCCAUCAUCAGUGUUUGCCUGGGAGGUGUUGUGAUGGUGUAAAUAGCCCUCAGUCCACAUCCAGACUCAGCAACCGGAUUUCUAAAUAUUAUGCGGCACGGUUGCGGCCUUUGCAUUGGGUUCCUUUUUUUGUGAAAUGCAAAUUUGCGUUAAUACAGGUUUUAAAUGAAUGGUUAUUAUAAUUAUUGAUUUCUUAUUAUUAGCGUAAGCAGAGUAUCACCUGGUUUCAUCCUGCCAAAAAUAGCACGCUUUCUCUAGCCUUUCUACAAGACGUGCUUCAGAGAGUGUAAACAUGAGCCGUAUAUGCGGUCUCACUCACCUGCAAAAACCGGGCAGGCUAAAGCCGACAGAGCGCUGCCCUUUAGGUCCCCUCUGUAAGCGUACAUCGCAGUAGUAUAUUUACUAAUUGUCACUGACCAUUAAUUUAAAUGAACAAAAAUCACUUUGGAUUUUCAGAUGAGGCCAGACCUGACAUCACCAUGCAGUCUCAGUAAACGGUGCGGGUGACCUGUGUUUAAUAGGCGCUUGGCUUGCUGUGACUCUUGUUGAGACUCCUCUCAUGCAGCUAUGCCUCACGGCUGUGCCUGUGAGCUCGACACUGUGGAUCUGAGUUCCUGCAGUGACUGUGUCUGUUCCUGUUCCUGCCAGGCCUCAGAAAGGCCCACAGCAUGCAACCAGAUCAUGUUUUAGCCUUUCACCCCCCCCAUCAGUAUAUUAUAAAUAAAGAGUGCCCCCGCUCCUUAUGAGGAUAGUCGGCGGAUUCGGGUAUCUGCGGGCCCUCUCCACCAUGUGCAGGAUCUUCUAGCCCUACUUCUAAGGGGGAAUCAGAGCUGUGGUCCAGGACGACGGGGAGGGAAAUGUUCGUGUGAGAUAAUCUGCUUCUGCCUUUCAUAUCCCGGCAUCCUGUCUCCGCGGUUUCAUUCACGGCUCUACUCUUUAGGUCUGUUAACGCUUAGCCUCUUCCCCCCCACCCCCACUGCUGUGGCCCGACUCUCUACAGUAUAUACAUGGGAUGCAGGCUGCGGUGGAUGUAAGAACGGCUGCAGAUCAGUGUACCAGUUCAUCAGCAGUAUUUGCGUUUCAAACGGUUAUUUUUUUUUUUUUUUGUGACACGUUGCUGACAUUUGUAAUUGGCCAGUAAUCUGAGACUUUCUUUUACAUGCUUUGAUAUCAGUAAUGUAUACCAUCUGGAUGGAUUUGAGGGCACGGAUGCUAUGUUUUAUUCGAUUAUAUAUGUGACCACUUGUUAAUUUGGACUGAGCUCAUGCUGGGUUGCAGCUAGUGAGGGCCUGUGUGGGCUCGUCCCAUUCGUGGGCCCUGCGUUCGCGGAGCCGCCACAUUUCCUCUAUAGCUCUAUUGUGCUCCCAGCACUCAAGGCUUGAGUUUAUGGUGUGACGGCUCUGCAUGCCCAGGAAGUGGCAGCCAGUGGGCCCUCUUUGGCUCUCUUUCCUGGCUGAGGCUUGGAGGAGGAAGCAGGGGCACCUGUGGCGUGAAGACAGGGGCAGAGUGAGAAGCAGCGCCCCCGUGUGUCGGAAUCUUGAUCUGCAUGCACACAUACAUCACAGAGCAGGGGAACUUAAUAGAUCUCUUUGUAUCUCCUUCUGUGGGAUUUGCUUAAUAUUAUUUUCAUGGACUCUAUUAUGGAUAUUGUGUUAUGAUAAUGGUAUUCCCACCCCAAUCCGCAAACCACACAAAAGCAUUUUCUGCUGUGAAUUUUUAUGGAAAAGUUAAUUUAGUGGAACAGUAUUUUACCCAAUAGCAUUGUAGCCUCACACCUCCAGGCUUGGGUGUUCCCACCCCCAGGCUCCCCCUGUUUGAGUAGGAUUUCUACAUUGGAUAAGCAUUAAGGAAGAUGAAUGGUUGUGGCUGGAAUUCUUUUUUCCUCUUUCUGAGAGGUGAUGGCGUCUGGGGUGAGAUACCUGGUAGCGUGUUUCGAACAAUGGCCAGACUUCGAAUCUGUGACUUACAUGUUUCCUCGCCGAUGCUAUGCCCUUUUACUCCCAAGAGAACGGCCUUUACUGGGGUAAUUCUGCUACCUGUACUUACUGUUUAAGCUCAUCUGCAAAGAAAAUCAAUAAAUUAAUUGCGUCUGAGGGAGAAUCGUCGGCUUCUGGGCGGCGUAAUCAAAACAAAGUGAGUGUGACAAGAUGGUGGCUCAGAACCAGCCCCC